AAAAUAAUAAUUUGUCGUCUAAAUUCUCAAGUUCUGGGUUUCUUCUUUCUUCCCUCGUUGCAAUAGCGAAGACCCUGAAAUUGAAAAGCAGCGGGUUUCAGUGACAUGUUUGAUUUCAAUUAUCUCGUUGCAUACUAAACAAUUACACUAAAUCCUUAACUUCCAUUGUUACGAAACGCACACAUCUCGUCUCACUCACAGCUCUCCAAGUUAGGCUUGGACUUAAAGCUACUGUCUGGUCUCACCCACAUUUUCUUGCGGGCACGGAAGGUUUUGUGGAAUUUUUUCGGGCAAACAAACUUUUCCAAAAGAUGGAAGAGGGCAUGGAGUUGCAACUAUCCCUUGACAAGCUGCCGAUCAAGCGCUUGGAUUCCAUUGAAGAAAAUGGAAAUGAACGAUUCCCUUUAGAUGUGGAUUACGAUGAAAAGCGAGUUUCUCUAAUCAGGAGAAUUGACUUCGCUUGGGCCAUUGAGAAGGACGAGGAAAAGAAGAAGCAGAAGAAGAGCUCAAAGGAGACAACACCAUGGCAAUGGCAGGGCAUGGUGGAGAAUUUGCAGUUGGCUCAUCAGGAGCUCUCUGUUAUCAUAGAUUUCAUCAACACUGUGGAAACCAACGAUGCAGUAACUGUGGCUAGCAUGACAAGGCCAAAAUCAUUACCAAAUGAAGCUUUGUCCGACCUUGCUGUAUCUGCAGCCACCAAGCUUCAAUGCUACCGUCAAGUUGGGAAAUAUUUCAAGCAAUCUGCCAAGGCUUUUGAACAGCAGGUUGCUCGGGAAGCUAGGUUUUAUGGUGCCCUUAUCAGGUUGCAGCAAAACUGGAAAGUAAAACGGCAACGGCAGACAUCUUUAGUUCCAGGGAAUGAAGGCUUCACUUUUGAUCUCUUUGAUAACUCAUAUGACCAAGGGGCUAUUGUUCGGUCUUCGUCUAUGUCCACUGUUCGUGUCAAUCACGAUGCAGCUGGGAUGCUGGCAAUAAAUGUGUCUCCUGAGUUAUGUCAUUCUCUCCAAUUUGGUUUUGUCAGUGCACAGCCAGAUGAUAUGCAGAAGAAAUCAAAUGAAAACCAAUCCCACUUACUUGGUGAAGAUUGCUUGGGAGAAACUGGCAUAGAAUCUUCCAGUGAUGAGGAGUGUGUGAAGAAAACACAUUCUCUCCUUCGUGAUGUACAUCAAGCAAUUUUCAAUGAGCAGGUGUUUGAUCUGGUGAAUCGCGAAGCAUUUAACACAUCUACCGGUUUCACUCUGACAGGAAUAAGGGAAAAUUAUUUACAAUUAAGUUUAGGUCAAGGAACCUCUGUGUACUUAUCACUAGUGUCCACUGGUCAAGAUAAUCCUACAGUUGAAGGUGAACUUACCAAUAAUGCAGAUGAUAAUGCAUUUUCACCUUUGGAAUCAUCUGACGUAUUGAUGCAUGAUGCCCAACAGAACACCCUUAAGAAGAAAGGGCGGCAUUCUAAUUCUACCUGUUAUGAGAUAUAUAUUCAACAGAUUUAUCACGAGCAUAUAUUUGGACGAGGCAGCGAAAAACCAAUUUCCUCUGGUAAUCGUUUAUCUGGUGCACAGGCAAAAGAUGGAUCAUAUCUUCUUAGUCAUUUUUUUAUGUCUUUGGCUCAUAGGAUCUUUUCGACUAAAAUUCUCGCAGAGCUGGAAAAUGUGGUCUUCAAGGUCCCAUAUCUCCAACUGAUUUCCAAUCCCACAUGGCAUUCUCGGGGGUCAUCAUGGACCCUAUUCAUGGAGGUUCCUCCCUCUAUUCUUCGCGGUUGCCAAGUCAAAACAUCAGAUUUUGAAAAUAAUGCUAUCAAGCGUCAGUUUUGGACUAAGGUCGUGGUAAUCGAUGAUUGCAUCAGUGUUAAAGCAGAAGGUUCUCCUAAUGUGUCUGGUCUGUUCAAGGGAAAGUCUGAGGAUACCCACUCAAUAAACAAAUAUGAUUGCAACUUAGCUGAUCUUCCUGUAAUUAUUUUGCAGCAGGUGGCUAGCCAAAUUAUUAAUUGGCUAUAUCAUGAAGCUCUUAUGGUUGGGAUAAAGGCAAACCGGGACUUUUUAUGCUUGUCAUUUGAGCUGGAGCAGGGUGAAACACUGGGCCUGGUUGCAAAUGUGGACCCAAAAGAUAGUGAUGGUUGUAUAUCUUGGUCGUUGGUCAUGGAGGAUAGUUUUGCGGAGGUGCAAAAGCUUCAUACCAACCUCACCGAUGGUGCAUCUGAAUAUAGGAAAUUCCUAGGUCCCUUGUCUCUUGAGCUGUUAUAUGCUACCCUAAUAGACUUGAUUGCCUUUGUUAGCGGCGGUGGCGGUGGCCAAUGAAGUUGUAUAUACUCUCUUCGGCCUCAAAUACAUAGACUUUUUUGCCUAUACAUUUGAGUUGGAGGCUGUAUGAAUGUAUGUAUGUUUUUUCUUGCGUUGUCAAGUUAAAGAUCUUCGAGGUCUUUGGGCAACAAUCAAACAUAACCAUAUAUUUACUUUUUUAUUUAUUAAAAUUUCUCAUUCUUCGCAUCAACUAUACUAUUCAUC
Molecule: messenger RNA, 2501 nt
Organism: Medicago truncatula (barrel medic)
Lineage: Eukaryota; Viridiplantae; Streptophyta; Magnoliopsida; Fabales; Fabaceae
Product: mediator of RNA polymerase II transcription subunit 17
Exons: 9
Coding region: 312-2294 (660 amino acids)
Biological process (GO): regulation of transcription by RNA polymerase II
Cellular component (GO): core mediator complex; mediator complex
Molecular function (GO): transcription coregulator activity
Source: RefSeq, a predicted model, not a curated record